AUGAGUGACAUUGGUAGGCCGCAAACAGUUGCGCAAAAAACUAGAAAGGGUAAGCGUGCAUGGAGAAAGAAUGUGGACAUAUCUGAUCUAGAAGCACGAUUACAGGAGCAAAGAGAGGAAAUCAUUCAUCAUGGUAAAGCACUAACAGACCUUGCUAGUGAGGACUUGUUUUUGAUUGAUGAGGAGGCUGAUGAAGAAGUAGAAAGGAAGAUGAAAAGGGCCAAUGUAAAGAAGCUCAAGUCAUCUGAGAUUUUAGAGAACAAAUCCAAAGUUCCUGCGUUAUUAUCUAAGGUUGGAAAAUCGCAAAAGAAGAAAAAAGACAAUAAGAUCCAAGGCGUUGAAAAGAAAGAAAUGAUUCACCUGCUCAAGCUAGCUGGCAAAGUUAAAGGGUAUGAUAAAACUGAAGAGAGAAUGGCUAAGGAAGGUAUAAUCAGGUCCGAAGCAUAUGAUGUUUGGGGAACGAAACUGGAGGAAGAGUUGAGAUAUGAAAAAUUACCUAGUCCUUUGAAGGAAAACAGUACAGUGUCCUACACUCAUCCAUUAAGCGUGCCGAAGACCCUCAAGGAAGCGCCAAUUAAAAUCAGGAAACAAGAACUUAUUCCACAUGCAGGUAAAUCGUAUAACCCAUCUUUUGAUAACUGGAGGAAUCUGAUUGAGCAAGAAUUUUUCAAGGAAAAAACAAAGGAAGAUCAAAGACUAACUUUAGAAGAGUAUAGGGAUAGAAUCCAGUACUUGAUUGCCAACUAUGAGGAUAACGAAGUUAUCCAAGAGGAUGAUAGUGGAAAUGAUGAGAGCGUUCUAGAUGGAAGCGAUGGAGAUCCAGAAGUCACCAGUGGCGAAAAUGAAUCACAGGAUGUGACAGCGAAAGCAAGUGAAACUGAAUUCAAGCUCUCUAUAAACCCAGCGACGAAAUUAAAGAUUAAAACUAAGGCUCAAAGAAACAAGGAGCAACGUUACAAGGAGAAGCAAAAGUUACAAGCAGAGCUAAAGGAAAUCAAACUUCGAAUCAAAGAGUUGGAAAAAUUGCCGGAGAUUUUGAAUGACGUUGAUGAAAAGAGCAAGAGAACAUCUGAGAAAGCUGCUGGUGAGAGCAAGGAUGAAAGAAGACUAAGAUUGGGUAAGAAGAAGUUAGGCUCAAAAUUCGAACCAAUCGAAGGUCCGCUUGAAGUGAAACUCAGUAACGAAUUAAGUGAUUCUUUAAGGAAGUUGAAACCAGAGGGUAAUUUACUUUAUGACCAAAUGAAGAACCUACAAUCCAAGGGUAUGAUCGAAACCAGGAGAAUCAACAAGGGUAAGAAAGGCAAAAAGAAAGUUACCGAGAAAUGGUCCUACAAGGAUUUUAAAUAG
Messenger RNA from Pichia kudriavzevii, 1347 nucleotides. RefSeq lists its product as uncharacterized. NCBI's taxonomy places the organism in Eukaryota, Fungi, Ascomycota, Pichiomycetes, Pichiales, Pichiaceae. Gene Ontology annotation, molecular function: 5S rRNA binding. Gene Ontology annotation, biological process: rRNA processing; ribosomal large subunit assembly. The coding region runs from base 1 to 1347 and encodes 448 amino acids. Gene Ontology annotation, cellular component: nucleolus. The record is from RefSeq and is a predicted model, not a curated record. The transcript has a single exon.